Molecule: messenger RNA, 612 nt
Organism: Ilex paraguariensis (yerba mate)
Lineage: Eukaryota; Viridiplantae; Streptophyta; Magnoliopsida; Aquifoliales; Aquifoliaceae
Source: the annotation of a GenBank genome assembly
AUGCCUCCGAAGCAGCAAUCAAAAGCCGAUUUAGCGAAGAAGCAGAAGAUCGUCGAAGACAAGACAUUCGGUCUCAAGAAUAAGAACAAGUCCAAAAAUGUCCAGAAAUAUGUUCAGACCCUCAAGCAAUCCGUUCAGCCCAAGUCUGACCCCUCCAAAAUCUCUCAAAAGAAGAAGCAUGAGGGAGAGAAAGCUAAAGAGAAGGAGCUGAAUGAUUUGUUCAAGGUUGCCGUCAGUCAGCCCAAAGUCCCAGUUGGUGUUGAUCCGAAAUCAAUAUUAUGCGAAUUCUAUAAAGUGGGGCAGUGUGCUAAGGGUUUUAAGUGCAAGUUCUCACAUGAUUUGAAUGUUCAAAGGAAAGGAGAGAAGAUUGAUAUCUAUAGCGAUAAACGCGAUACAGAAAAUGAAACGAUGGAGGAUUGGGAUCAAGAGACUUUGGAGAAAAUUGUGGAGUCAAAGAGCAACGAGUAUCAAAAAAAUAAACCAACUGAUAUUCUUUCAUAUCUGCAACGACUUUCUCUUAAUGAGUCUUAUGGAAAUGGCUUAGUUGAACUUGGAUGCUCAAAGGUUAGUUUGUGCUCUAAAAUCAGUGUUCGCCAAAAGGGGUUGGGGUAG